Mytilus californianus (California mussel) is the source of this 6363-nucleotide messenger RNA. RefSeq names its product ankyrin repeat and KH domain-containing protein 1-like. The transcript has a single exon. The coding region runs from base 1 to 2400 and encodes 799 amino acids. Gene Ontology annotation, molecular function: protein binding. The record is from RefSeq and is a predicted model, not a curated record. Lineage: Eukaryota; Metazoa; Mollusca; Bivalvia; Mytilida; Mytilidae.
AUGGAAUGUGAAGAUUGUUCAGAAAAUGAUGACGACGACGAUGAUGAUGAUGAUGAUGAUGAUGUUAAAAAUAAAACGUAUUUUACAGAAAGACCAUUCAUAUUAUCAUGCUUACGAGGAUAUUAUGACAUAUUUCAAUACUUUAUUUCUAGAAGUGUUGAUAUUAAGAAUUGUGAUUCGAUUCAUACACCUCUGACUGCUGCCUGUAAGGGAGGAAAUGAGAAGAUAAUACAGGUUCUUAUAAAAAAAGGAAGCAAUAUUAACCAGGUAAGUGGUAUUUGGGAAACACCUCUGACAGUUGCUUGUAAAGAAGGAAAUGCAAAGAUAGUACGAUUACUUAUAGAGAAAGGAAGUGAUAUUACCCAGCAUGGUUAUAUUUUACCAACACCUCUGACAGCUGCUUGUAGAGGAGGGCAUUUGGCGAUAGUACAGUUACUUAUAGACAAAGGAAGUGAGGUUAGUCAUGUUAAGGGCAUUGGGCAGCCACCUCUGACAGCUGCUUGUAGAGGAGGGCAUUUGGAGAUAGUACAGUUACUUAUAGACAAAGGAAGUGAUGUUGGUCAGGCAAAUGGUAUUUGGCAGACACCUCUAACAGCUGCUUCUAGUGUAGGACAUAAAAAAAUAGUACAAUUACUUAUAGAAAAUGGAAGUGACGUUAACCAGGUUGUUGAUUUGGGCCAAACAUCUCUGGUAGCUGCAUGUUGUGGAGGACAUGAGAAGAUAGUACAGUUACUUAUAGACAAUGGAAGUAAUGUUAACCAGGUUGAUGGUAUGAGGCAGACACCUCUGACAGCUGCUUGUAGUAGAGGAAAUGAGCAGAUAGUACAGUUACUCAUAAAAAAUGGCAGCGAGGUUAAUAAGGUUGACGGUGAGAGAGAGACACCUCUGACAGCUGCUUGUAGUGCAGGACAUGAGACGAUAGUAAAGUUACUUAUGGACAAAGGAAGUCAUGUUGACCAGGUUAAUGAUAUGGAACAGACACCUCUGGUAGCUGCAUGUUUAGGAGGAAAUACGAAUGUAAUAGAUUUAUUAAUAGACAGAGGAAUUGAUGUUAACCAAAUUAAUGGUAAGGGGCAAACACCUCUGACAGCUGCUUGUAGAAGUGGAAAUGAGAAGAUAGUACACUUACUUAUAGACCAAAAAUGUGGUAUCAAUCAGUUUGAUUAUAUGUUGGUGACACCUCUGACAGCUGCUUGUAGGGAAGGAUAUUUGGAGAUAGUAAAGUUACUUAUAGACAAAGGAAGUAAGAUUUUCGAACAGACUCUGAUAGCUGCUUGUAGUGGAGGAAAUGAGAAGAUAGUAAAGUUACUUAUAGACAGAGGGAGUGAUGUUAACCAGGUAGAUGGUAUGAAUCAAAUACCUCUGACGGCUGCGUGUAAUGAAGGACAUGAGAAGAUAGUACAGUUACUUAUAGACAGCGGAAGUAAUGUCAACCAGGUUGAUGGUAUGAGGCAGACACCUCUGUCAACUGCUUGUAGUCGAAGACAUAAGAAAAUAGUACAAUUACUUUUAAACAAUGGAAGUGAGGUUAACAAGAUUGACGGCGAAAGGAAAUCAGCUCUGACAGCUGCUUGUAUUAGCAAUAGUGAGAAGAUAGUAAAGUUACUUACUGACAAAGGAAGUGAUGUUAAUCAGGUUGAUGAUACGAAACUGACACCUCUUAUAAUUGCUUGUUCUAUAGGCAAUAUGAAGAUGGUACAGAUACUAGUAGACAAAGGAAGUAAGGUUAACCAGGUUGAUGAUAUGCGACAGACACCUCUGUUAGUUGCUUGUAAUGGAGGAUAUGAGAAGAUAGUACAGUUACUUAUAGACAAAGGAAGUGAUGUUAACCAGGUUAAUUAUAUGGGACAGACACCUCUGUUAGUUGCUUGUAGUAGAGGAUAUGAGAAGAUAGUACAGUUACUUAUAGACAAAGGAAGUGAUGUUAACCAGGUUGAUGGUACGGGACAUACACCUCUGACAUAUGCUUGUAAUAGAGGAAAUGAGAAGAUAGUACAGCUACUUGUAGACAACGGAAGUGAUGUUAAUCAGGUUGAUGAUACGAAACUGACACCUCUUAUAAUUGCUUGUUUUGUAGGAAAUAUGAAGAUGGUACAGAUACUAGUAGACAAAGGAAGUAAGGUUAACCAGGUUGAUGAUAUGCGACAGACACCUCUGUUAGUUGCUUGUAGUGGAGGAUAUGAGAAGAUAGUACAGUUUCUUAUAGAAAAAGGAAGUGAUGUUAACAUUGCUAGUGAUAUAGGAGCGACACCUCUGACAAUUUCUCGUGAGAGGGGAAAUAAGAAAAUAUUACAGUUACUUUUAGACAAGUCAAGAGAGGUUGAUCAGGCAGAUGGUGUAGAACACCCUGACAUUACUCGUACACGAAGAAAUGAGAUGAUAUAUAGUAGAUUGACUUAAAGAUAUACUGUUGACGAGGCUGGUGAUCAUUUUUGACAGUUAACGUUAGAGAAGGUUAAAGACAUUAACACAGUUAGUAUGAAAUCAUGUGUUAAAAAAUGGUAAACAUUUUCGAUUGCUACAUUCUGACUGUUUUAUGUCCUUUUGUCGUUUUCAUAUUUGAACAAAUUGUGUUCCUUAAUUGAAACAGGAACCUUUUAAACAAUAUCAUUUCAAACUAGAUAGUGUUGGACAAAUUUCAUUUUAAUAAAUGAUUAUAAAUUGUCUUUCUGUAUGUUCUUAUUCUAAUUGUAAACGAAAUAUUAUUUAGCAAUACCGGUAUUGUUUAUAGUGUUGCAAUACUGGGUUUGAUUUUAUUUUUUAAAAUUGAAUGUUAAAAAAUAUAAAAAAUAAAUCAUUAUAUGACCCCUGGUGUCUUCCCUCUCUUUUCCAAUCUAGUUUUGACUACAUUUCCGUUUAAGUAUUGAUAGCUGGACAGAAAAGGUCGUUAGUCAAUAGUUGAUUUUUUUUUGUACUGAGCAUUUUUGCAUUAAUUUUGAUUUUGAUAAGUUAUCGCUGCUUAACAAAGUAUAACUAUUGAUAAAUAUACAAUAUUAGAUUUUUGUAUGAGGCUGAGAAACUAGGGAAGGGCGAGGUUCUACCGAGCCAUUCCCCAGUUUUGUGCCGAGUACAAAAAAGUUUAUAUUUUUAUGACAUUGACCUAAUAUUGCUUUUAUACUGCAACUUAAAUUAAUACAUUGAUGGCUUUUUAAAUUGGAACACAAAUUUCAAACUUAUUUUCAUCCCUUAAUAAACCCCUGACUAUGGAAAAAGUGUUGCAUGAUGUAAUUGACAUUGCACAGAAUAUAGCUGUGUUACUGUAUACUAGUUGCAGUAUAAAAGUAUAUAUUUGUUGUAUGUUAUAAAGCUAUUCUCACGAAGCAGUCGAUGUAAUAUAUCAAAUUCAUUAACAAAAACCUGAAAUUAAAACGUAUUCAUUUCAGAUUUAAUUUUUUACUAUCUAAUGUUUUUUAAGCAUGUGGACAUAAUAAUUAUUGUAAAUAGUGAUGUGAUGUCAUUGACAUGACAGAUAUUGCUUUUAUAGGUGUAGCUGAAUAUGUAUGCUUUAGUUUACACAAAAUUACACAGAUACCACAUAUUUAAGUUCUGUUUUUUUCUGAUUUUAGAAGUAUGCUUUGCGGCAUUGAUUUCGUGUAAAAAAAAUGGAUUUUUAUAAAAGAAUAUAUAAAAAAUAUCUUUGGUACUUGAAUUACCGUUCAUUAUGGGUUAUGUAUGGUGAAGAUGGUUGAAAGACAUGAUAAUAAUAGAAAUAAGAGAAAACCUAUAUCUAUGCAUGUUUACUGUCAUCCCUGUUCUAAGUAUACAAACACACACUGUUUAAGUCUUUUAUAUAUGACCGUUAUUAAAUAUCCGUUUGGCAGAUGGUAUCUGAUAUGUUCCUGAUGUCGUAACUACAAUCCCGUUCCCUUUUCACGAAUGUGACCUACUGAAUUAGACUAUUUACCAGGUUUGUAAUAACAUGAGCAACACGACGGGUGCCACAUGUGGAGCAGGAUCUGCUUACUCUUCCGAAGCACCUGAGAUCACCCACAGUUUUGGGUGGGGUUCGUGUUGCCUAGUCUUUAGUUUUCUCUGUUGUUUCGUGUGUACUAUUAUUUGUCUGUUUGUCUUUUAUUUUUUAGUCAUGACGUUGUCAGUUUAUUUUCGAUCUAUGAGUUUUAAUGUCCCUCUGGUAUAUUUCGCCCCUCUUAUAUAUAAAAAUCUUGAAAGAAAAAGAAAAAUAUAUUAAGAUUUUAUUUUUCUGAGAUUUUUGUUGUUGUUUCAGUUUUUCGUGUGAUAUUUGCGUGUAUUCACCUGCGUGUAUUAAGCUCUAAUGAAAUUAAUAUUUAUUAGUAUUGUCCAAUACUCCGAUAUAUGUUAUAUAAUCACAUCCAUAACCAUACUGCAUGAAAUAUUAAUCUAUUGUUUGUUAUUUUGAAUAUACACGUAUUAUCCUAUGUUUUUGAUUUUUUAUUACAUGUAUUUGUUUUUUUGUAUUAUAUUGUAUAAUCAUAUCUUUCUAAUUUUUACUCAAAAAUUUAAUAAAUAUGGCAAAUGUGUAAGCCUUAAUUACUGCGACUUGAUAUGAAGACCAGCUACACAAUCGCUUUUCAUUUGCUUUUAAAAAAUGAUGGGGUUUAUAUAAUGUAUCAAAACACAAUACUUCUUUUUCUUAUUAAAACCUUUACUAUAAUGAUUUCCUUUUUAUCCAGAUAAAAAAUCUGGCUUUACAGGCAACAGGUAUUGUUCAAGGAAUUUUGUGAUAUUGCGUAUAAUGAUUUGUUAACAUUUUUAUUAUGUCAGUUGAUCACUUGUUCUGUUGAUUGAUAACGUUUGGUUUUGUCAGAUUUUAGACUUCCCCUUUUUUAAUUUGUUUUGGAGUUCGACACUUUUGUUAUACUUUUUUUCUGUUGUAUACAUAACUCGUUCAAGCUUAUACAAGCACAAUCUUAUCCUACACAAGUAGCAGUGUUUAUAUGGUAUCUCUUCUGCUGAAAUGACUUAUUAAACAUGAAGCUAACUAUAAGUUCUACCUAAUUAUGUUGAAAGGCGGUACAGUGCGGAGAAAAAUAGGAAAAAUGUCGUUUAUAUGUUCAAUUUAAUCGCCCAAAAUAACACACGACUAGAAUAUCUCUUAAAUCAAAUAUACACAUUUUAUAAAAGAUUUUUUUGUAAUUGUGUCAAUCAUGGCAACCUAUUGUAAAGGUUUGUUUGAAUUUUUAUGUUUCAUUGUUUUCAAGAGAAUAUCAUUUUUGGAAUAACCAUCUUUCAUUAUUUUUAGCUUCUAUUUCAUUGAUCCCUUGUCCAUAAAAUCAUGCAAUUCAACAUGUUCAUAUUGUUAAAAAAAUAUCUUCAUAUAAAAUAUAGACAUGAACUUUAUGUUCCUGUCCAUAUACGUACACAUUUGUCACUUAUAUUGGUAGUGUAAUAAACUUCUUAAACAUCCUUAUAGUUAUUCCUGGUAAAAGUUAAGUAGACCAGAUAAUAAUGAUUAACAUUAUAAAACUGCAAUUUUCAAACGGAACUUAAGAACUCCUCUGGCAGUCAUUGAUUUUAAUUAAUACUCAAGUUAUAUUUCUAUUUAUUAUAUUUUUGCUAUUAUUUAUAAUGUUUUCCAGUUUCAUGUUGUUAUGAAAAAAAACCUAAUUUUUAUAUGUUUAUCUUUAAGUGUGUUUUCCUUUUUGUGUCAAAGAAAGGGUCUUUUUGUAUUAAAGCAAAAUCACCGACGGACAUUUAAAGUGAACAUUCGGCACUAAUUCGUCCAAUCCACUGAAUACUUGCGCUGUCAAGGUUCACUGUUUUCAAGCGCGACCUCCUCGACAGAUAUUACGUUUAUCUUUCCAUCAAGAUGACAGAAUAUGAAAAAGGUUAACCUUGACAGGAGAGAUGUUCCAAUUUCAAAGUAAUCGAGGUUUUCUUUCCCUUAUUGUUUUUUUUUUUUUAUCUGGCACAGAAUAUCAGCAAUCUUUUUUUCAAAUUUAGUAUAAAGAACAACUCAAAAACCGAAGGAACUUACUCUAGCUGAAUGUUGACAUAUCCCAUAUUGUAUAUUGUAAUUUUUGGAAAUUUUGCUCAAAUUCGCAUAAGUAAUAGUGUUCUCAAUUUAAAUAAGAUUGACGUACAUAAAACUCCUUUAGAAGAAAGAAUGUGUCCGUUGUGUCUUUUAGAAGUAGAAGACGAAUCUUAUUUACCAUAAAAUAUACAAAACUAAAUACAAUUAGAGAUCAACUGUUUUCUAAAAUUAGUAAAAUAGUUACCUCUUUUUUUGAAAAUGACUAAUGAAGCAAAAUUUUUAAAUAUUUGUAUGCUUGUGGUGAGAAUGAUAUAACUAGAAUUAUUGUAAAAUUCAUUAGUGACAUGUACAAUUCUAGCUUGAUUGAGAAAUACCUUGUAGUACCCCUCUUAAACAGAGAUUAAAUUAUA